Molecule: messenger RNA, 2363 nt
Organism: Sesamum indicum (sesame)
Lineage: Eukaryota; Viridiplantae; Streptophyta; Magnoliopsida; Lamiales; Pedaliaceae
Product: Endosomal targeting BRO1-like domain-containing protein
Source: RefSeq, a predicted model, not a curated record
AUUAUAAUUCUGUUAUCCUCUAAUCUUUACUUGCUCUGCCACCACUGCUCAUCAACAAUUCCACUCAACCUUUGACCUUCAUCAAACUUGCAACUCUCUCUCUCUCUCAAACUCUCUUUUUCUCUUUCUAUAUAUAUAUAUAUAUCUACUUUCCUUGUCCUUCUCUUUCUAUCUCUCUCUAUUCUCUCCGUUUUUUUAAAUUCUAUACUGCUUCAUCUUGACAUACGAGCCACCGCAAUUCAUUUCAAUUUCAAUUCCAAUUCCAAUUCCAAUUCCAGUUCGGAUUGACUCGGCUUUACUUUCUUGAUAUCUGAAAACCCCACAGCACAACAGAAUCAAUUCCAAACCUAGAAACAUCCAGACAUCUUUUUGUUUUAUUUUGUUUUUGUUUAUGAUGGAAAAUUUCAGCUCUCUUUUGCUUCAGAAAGUACUAGAGGAAGUGAGCCAGCUAUUUUUCUUCUGAUCAUUGAGAAGCGGAUUAAGGUAAUUUUAGGAAAUGGGAUGCCUUGUAUCGACUCCAAAGGACACUGGUGGAAACAGGAGGAGGCCAGCAAACAUCGGAGAUGUCUCUGUUUUUGUUCCAGGUUUACGGAUCCCUAAGUCGGUUGAUUUCUCUCAGUCGCUGGGAGAUCACCUGGCUAAAAGCUUAGUUGAACGUCUUUCUGCUCUUAGAACCAGGAUAGUUGUUAUGGCUGCGCAAGAAGCUCCAACAAUUACAAGAACCAGACGCAAAUCUGCUACCCAACAUGGGGGUUCAACGCUGGGUGAUCUUCUACAGGCUCUAGAAGAUUAUUUGCCAGUUCUUUUGGGAUUGGUUAAAGAUGGGAGUCCUUUGCAACACAAAAUACAGUUUGUUUGGGUCAAUCAAGAGGAUGAAGCAGAGGAAACAGCAAUGUAUAGUGCUUGGUAUGAAGUAUUAUCUGUUUUGCACUUGAUGGCAACACUAUCAUUAUCACAAGCUAAUUUAUUACUGCUUCCAAGAACAUCACUUGAUGGUUAUCAGCCAAAGGUAUCAGAAGAGAACCGACGAUCUUCUGUUGAUGUUUUCUUAAAGGCAGCAGGUUAUCUUGAUUGUGCUGUCCGACAUGUUCUUCCGCAGCUGCCCAAUGAACUCAGGAGAAAUCUUCCAGUGGACCUUGCUGAAGGAGUCCUAAGAGCACUUUGCCUGCAGGCACUAGGACAGGGUGUUGAUAUUCAGCUGGGACUUGCUAUUGACAGUACUAAGGCUACACUAGCUGUGAAAAGAAGACUUGCUUGUGAGAUGGUAAAAUACUGGCAGCAGGCCCAAGACAACAUCAUGAACGUUCCACUAGCAAAUGGUUGGGGUGAAAAGCAUAGGCUAUUCGUGAAGUGGAAAUACAUUGAAGCUAAGGCUGCAGCAUAUUACUAUCAUGGCCUAAUUCUUGACGAGGGGAAUACCGAGAAGUCUCAUGGAAUGGCUGUUGCUGCUCUGCAGGCAGCAGAUGAGUAUCUCAAAGAGAGUAAGAAGGCAUGUGAAGCUUUUCAUGCAUCUAUUCCUGUGUCAAGGAAUCCUCCACUUUGGGGAACCAUGAAGUAUCUGUCUGAAAAGAUUCCCAAGGAUACUUCUAGCAAAGUGCGAAUCAACAGGGACCUAUACUCUCAUGAAAAAAUUAUGGAGACGGCACCAACACUGCCAGAUUUCGCGUUGGCCCUCAAACCUGAUGAAUAUCAGCUUCCUCUUGUGGAUGUCUCUUGGAAUGAAGAAGCUACGAAGAAGGGUCAACUCAGCUCCAAUAAGAGUAUCCAACACAUUGCAAUGAGUGCUUGAUUGGUUGUUAAAAAAAAAUAUUGGGUUGCGGUGUCUGGAAAAAGGUGGUGACACCAUUCCUUCAUCUUGCGAUCUUCUGGUUGAGUGAAGAAGUUGUAGAGAGGCUUGUAAAAUUAACUGUGUUGUAUAAUGUUGGGUGUGGAAGCAAAGAAGGGAAUGCUUUUCUUUUGCUACAGUAACAAAAUAAUUUGUAACAUUUCCAGCUGAUGAUAAAGGGAAGUUGACAAUGAAUUGUUUGAUAGGGGGAGAUUUAUAAAAGGCUAAAAGCCAUGGGCAAUUUAAAAGAUUGCACUAGGAUAGGCUUAUUAUUUUCUCCAAGAACAAAAAGAAAAAUGAGUUGAAGCUAUAUUUAUGCAUGCAUCAAGAGAAAUCAAGUCAAGAGCCGACUCAAAGACGAGAUCAUAAUCAUAGUCGUCGUCAAUAGCUGGUUUGUGUAGAGAGACCAAAAACAAUGGAGAAAAGUAGUAGGUUACGUUAGGAUAGGAUAAGGAUAGGAAGGCGGAUGAAGUGAAAUCACACUACCAAGAAAUGGAGUUGUAUAGGUAUAGCAGCAAUGAGCAUCAAGACAUUGACG